This is a messenger RNA of Physcomitrium patens, 1663 nucleotides long. The record is from RefSeq and is a predicted model, not a curated record. NCBI's taxonomy places the organism in Eukaryota, Viridiplantae, Streptophyta, Bryopsida, Funariales, Funariaceae.
UUCCUGGGUCAUUUUGGAGUCGGUAUCAUGAGGUAAAAAAUUUAUCAAUUUACAUGAUGGGCUGAUAAGUCUUUGAAUUGUUUUCAUAAUUGCUUCAGCGCAUUGUCCAAAACAGAAUAUCCUUUUUACCCAUCACUAACAUGAACAUAAUCGCGAAGGAAUCUUCAAGGCUACUGUCGGCAUUCAUAUAUUGGUUCCAAAAAUAGCUUCAGUCCAUGCGAUAUUCGCUGAAACGUGGAUAUUGGUACCUUCCUUCUUUAACUCCACACUGAUGAAAGCACAUAUGUCUCCUGGGGGAUCACCCCAACGUCCAGCAUUGCCUUGCAGACCACUCUUGAUUUUCGCAUUAUGUUUUUUAAACAGUGCAAAAUAAAUUCAUUUCUUCAGUUUCUUGUUUUGCAUGGGCUGUUACCCAGGACAUAAAUUUUCCACGUGGAGGGCCACAUCAUAUCUAUGACCAUGUGUAUUGUGUCCCUGAUUAGGAUUGAGGAUGUCUCUGUGUUUUUGAGGCCAUAGCUUCGGCUUUUGCUUCCCCUGUAAUUGUUGCCCCUCCUCCUCGCACUGCCCCAGGUGCUCUCCACUUCGGGGCGCUUGGCGUUGCCCUCGCCCGCAGCCAUGGCGGACGUUCAACAUGAGGAGUCUGUUUCGGAGAUCAAAGAGGAUCUCGGCGGAGAGAUUGGGGCGUUCGAUCCCACCAAGAAAAAGAAAAAGAAGAAAGUACGCAUUCAAGAAGACGAGGAGUCCGAGCCUGUGAAGGAAGUCAUCCCUGAAGGAGGUGUGGAUUCUGCUUUUGUUGGUCUCAAGAAGAAGAAGAAGAAACCAGUCGAAGGCGAAGCUUUGGAGGACUAUAAUGACGGUGGUGAAAAUGAAGCUAAUGAUCUUGGUGAGGGUGAUGAUGACGAGCCUGCUGAAGGCAUCGAACUGGGAGUUGCCGUUUAUCCUUGGGAAGGCUCGGACCGAGAUUAUGCCUACGAAGAACUUCUAGGUCGAGUAUUCAAUAUUCUGAGAGAAAAUAAUCCAGAAUUGUCUACGGAGAGGAGGCGUACCAUUAUGAGGCCUCCUCAGGUUCUCCGAGAAGGAACUAAAAAGACUGUCUUUGUCAACUUUAUGGACCUUUGCAAGACUAUGCAUCGGCAACCAGAGCACGUUAUGGCUUUCUUGUUGGCUGAGUUGGGGACAAGCGGGUCACUUGAUGGACAGCAGCGUUUGGUUGUCAAAGGUCGAUUUGCUCCCAAGGUGUUUGAGGGUAUUCUGAGGCGUUACGUCAAUGAGUAUGUUAUGUGCAAUGGUUGCAAGAGUCCAGACACUAUCCUUUCCAAGGAGAAUCGGCUGUUCUUUCUUCGUUGUGAACAGUGUGGAUGUUCGCGUUCAGUUGCACCCAUCAAAGCUGGUUUCGUUGCCAGGGUUGGACGCCGUAAGACAACGACUUAGUGGGCUUGUUCUAGAUAUUAGUAAAAUGACAUUUCGAGUGUAUGUUAUGAACGUUUGCUCUGACCACCUGUGUCCGACUGGUUAUAAUAUUUGCAGAGAGUGUCCUGAACGAAUCAGAAAUCGAAGCUUCAUUUUAUGUUUCUUCAGGGUUAUGGUUUUCCUCCUAUUGGGAUGUUCCUUCAAGUGAAUAUUUUCUUCUUUAGCAGCAUUGCAGUGUAAAAGUUCAUGAGAC